Molecule: messenger RNA, 1380 nt
Organism: Aspergillus terreus NIH2624
Lineage: Eukaryota; Fungi; Ascomycota; Eurotiomycetes; Eurotiales; Aspergillaceae
Product: choline-phosphate cytidylyltransferase
Exons: 4
Coding region: 1-1380 (459 amino acids)
Biological process (GO): CDP-choline pathway
Cellular component (GO): nuclear envelope
Molecular function (GO): choline-phosphate cytidylyltransferase activity; phosphatidylcholine binding
Source: RefSeq, a predicted model, not a curated record
AUGUCCUCUCCGUCCACCGCCCACAAACGCAAGCGCAGUGCGUCCCAACACAUCACCGCCGACGCCCCCAAGCCCGUCGCCGCCGACCUCCUCCAACCGUCUUCUCGUGACGCCUCGGGCGAGGAGGGCGACGAGUCCACCGGUCCGACAAGCCCCCAGCCCAAGAAGCCCGCCGGGAACGUGACGUCCGCGGCCGCGGUGCCGCCGUCCAAGCGGGCCCGCAAGAGCUCGACGACCACCGACCAGACGCCCGCCAAUGGGGCCGCCACAGAGGAUCCGUCUGCGAUCAGUAAGGAGGACCCCGGCGAGCCGUCCGAGACGACCGUCGCCAGCAGCGACAUCGAGAGUCACAGCAAGCGGCCCGGCCUACAGCUCCGGACGGAGCUCGAACCACCCCAGCGCGCGGGCUUGCUCGACCCGGUCGGAUACCAUACCAACCCGCCGCCGACAGGACGGCCGGUUCGCGUGUAUGCGGAUGGAGUGUUUGAUUUGUUCCACUUGGGUCACAUGCGCCAGCUCGAACAGGCCAAGAAAGCUUUCCCCCAGGUACAUCUGAUGGUGGGAGUGACGGGCGAUGACGAAACGCACAAGCGGAAGGGUCUGACGGUGCUGAGCGGGGCGGAGCGCGUGGAGAGCGUGCGCCACUGUAAAUGGGUGGACGAAGUCAUCCCUGACUGUCCGUGGAUCGUGACGCCCGAGUUCAUCGAGCAGCAUCAGAUCGACUACGUUGCGCACGAUGAUCUGCCGUACGGCGCGGACGAGGGCGACGACAUCUACGCCCCGAUCAAGGCGCAGGGCAAGUUCCUCGUCACUCAGCGUACAGAAGGUGUCAGCACCACGGGGAUCAUCACACGGAUCGUUCGCGACUACGACCAGUACAUCUCGCGGCAGUUCAAGCGCGGGGCAUCGCGGCAGGAGCUGAACGUGUCGUGGCUGAAGAAGAACGAGCUGGAGGUGCGCCGCCACGUGGCCGAGAUCCGCGACACCAUCAAGACGAACUGGUCUACGACCGGCCAGGAGUUGAGCCGCGAGCUGCGCCAGCUGUGGCAGAACAGCCGUCCGGGCAGCCCGGCGCCCAGCGCGCGGAACAGCGUCGAUCUGGGUGGCUCGCGGAGCGGCAUCACCAGUCCGACUGGGGGACCGAAGACGCAUCUUUCGCGUGUGGAAGCGAUGGGCCGACCGGAUAGCCCUGUCGGCAACGGACGACAUGAAGAUUUUGCCACGGGCUACAGUUUGGGGUUGAUUGGGGGCGUGCGUGCAUGGAUGCGCAGCCGGCAGUCUCUGAUACAGAGCCGGGCGCCGUCCCCGUCCAGCGGGGAGGACUCGGAGCAGGAGCGUCAGAACGGGCAUGCCGAGGCUGACAAGAUGCAGUCAGCUUAG